This is a messenger RNA of Megalobrama amblycephala (Wuchang bream), 2089 nucleotides long. It is a transcript of the gene crybb3, whose product is annotated as crystallin, beta B3. The record is from RefSeq and is a predicted model, not a curated record. Bases 1174 to 1947 code for a protein of 257 amino acids. Gene Ontology annotation, biological process: lens development in camera-type eye; visual perception. The transcript has 7 exons. NCBI's taxonomy places the organism in Eukaryota, Metazoa, Chordata, Actinopteri, Cypriniformes, Xenocyprididae. Gene Ontology annotation, molecular function: structural constituent of eye lens.
AGGUUUGUGUUUGGAAAAUGCAGUCACAGUAGAAUCAGGUGAAGAGUGGGAAGUCAUAGGCCAUUGUUUAGAGUCUAUUCAUUGAUUUUCAUUGUGGAAAAUGGCUGUAUAAAAAGUUUCUGAAUUACAUAUUUAUGUCUUAGACACUUGCUCAGUAGUUGCAGUGAGCUGUAAGAUGUCUUUAUUUUAAUGUGCAUUGCUUGAAUCAUACAUAGCUACUGUUUUGGCACAAACUUCAGCGUUUAAUUUAAACUGAAAAAGCAGGAGGGUUAGAUGUUGUUAAACAGUUCUGUAAAGAUCUGUGCAGUUUAUUGAUAUUCAUUUUUAUUUUUUUAUAGGUACACUAUAGCUUUUUUUGUUCAAAAUUAAAAAAAACAAAAAAAACAUUAAAUUAUGAGUCAAUACAUUAUCAAUCCUUCUUCCAAAACAUGUUUUUGUCUUACCCUGAUUCACUGUGGUAAGACUAUUAUAAGUGUAUAUAUUUUAGACUGGACGGGGUUGUUUUCGCGGGAAAUCGCGUAAAUACGUCACUCGCCCGUGCGUGUCUCCUCAUAUCCGUAAAUAGAGAAAAUUUGCUCCGGCUGCUUUGACACAUGUAUGUUGUGGGGAUGGCAGAGGUUAGUUGUCAGAACGAGCGAGAAAGGUUGACAUGUAUACAGAAAACAAUCACAAAGUUCGAGAAUCCAUCAAUAAGGAUCAAUGACCCAAAUGUGUGGAGUGUGUUAAGGCACACAGAGGCAGCUCACGGGACUGCAGUGACCAGAGAGAGAGAGAGAGAGAGAGAGAGAGAGAGAGAGAGGACAGUGAGCAGGGUUGUGAUGACAGCAGCUGAUCCUGUCUGAAUCCUCUUGGCUCGCGCCCUGUCGGUGCCCGCUGUACCCACGCUGGCAGCAGAGCAGGCUGGUGGCUGCGGGCAACUCCUGCCAACUCGCGGCCUAUUGAGAGGCAGUCUGACGGACACAAAUGCGAACGACAGACUUGCUGCAUCAACAGCAAUCAACGGCCAACCCAUUUCUGCUGCUGUGGACGGAAUUAAACCAUAAAUACCCCCCAGGUCCCCUCCACUCGCCCGGCACACCCUCACCUGCACACACACUCACACACUCACACACUCACACACACUCGCACUGAGACAGAGUGGAGGUGUGAGAAGAACUGACAAGAGAAACAGAGAUGUCGGAUCAGCAGGGAGUCCCAGAUCAGCAAGUCGCUGGGAAGAGCCAAGGAGGAGCAGGAGCAGUUUACAAGGUCUCACUGUAUGAAUUCGAGAACUUCAGAGGAAAAAAGGUCGAGCUGUCAGCAGAAUGCAAGGACUUGAUUGAGAAGAACUUGGAAAAAGUUGGAUCAGUCAUAGUUGAGUCUUGCCCAUGGGUCGCCUUUGAGCAGAAAGGCUUUUUGGGAGAGCAGUUUGUUUUGGAGAAAGGAGAAUAUCCUCGCUGGACCACCUGGACCAACAGCCAGAGCAGCAACUGCCUCCUGUCCAUUAGACCCCUGAGAGUGGACAGUGCCGACCACAAACUACAUCUGUUUGAGAACAGCGGCUUUGCUGGAAGAAAGAUGGAAAUCGUGGAUGAUGACAUUCCCAGCUUGUGGGUUCACGGCUUCCAGGACCGUGUGGCCAGUGCAAAAGUUGUCAAUGGAACGUGGGUGGGCUACAUGUACCCUGGCUACCGCGGCCGUCAGUUCGUGUUUGAACAUGGUGACUACAAACACUGGAACGAAUGGGGAGCCACAGAACCACAGCUGCAGUCCGUCCGACGUGUACGCGACAUGCAGUGGCACAAACGGGGCUGCUUCCCUGUCCCUGUCCCUGUCCCCGUCCCCGACCCAGCUCCCAAACCCAAUCCCAACCCCAAUCCAAACCCCAAUCCUAACCCCAAUCCCGCGCCCAAUCCAGCCCCCAAUCCCGCUCCUCCUGCCCCAACCACCACGCCUGCCAGCAGCUGAAGGAGGGCGGCCCGCCCCGUCGCCGAUGACCUCUGCCCUGCACCUGCUCAGAGGGCCGCGAAGAAAGCUCGAAAGCAAAAGUGACUGCCUUGCCUCUUGUGUGUCUAUCAUUGGAAAUAAAGGCCUCGGCCCCAUGGUUUGA